This is a messenger RNA of Colletotrichum chrysophilum, 687 nucleotides long. RefSeq lists its product as uncharacterized. The coding region runs from base 1 to 687 and encodes 228 amino acids. The transcript is spliced from 3 exons. NCBI's taxonomy places the organism in Eukaryota, Fungi, Ascomycota, Sordariomycetes, Glomerellales, Glomerellaceae. The record is from RefSeq and is a predicted model, not a curated record.
AUGUCGAGUUCCUCGCCCAAGGGAAUUGAUAAGGCGCGCGCAGAGGUCUUAGAGGAGUGCCCUGGAAGCGAUGACCGAAUCAUGACAAUGGCAUGCGACAUCACAAAGUAUGAAGACGUUCAAGCGUGGAUUGCGGAGACGAUGAAGCGCUUCGGACGCAUCGACGCCUGUGCCAAUGUGUCUGGCAAAGAGCAGAGGAAGCUCUUCCCCCUCACCGAGCUUCCUAUCGAAGACUACAAGGAGAUUAUGGACGUUAAUGUGAACGGUCUUUUCUAUCUGCUGCGAGAACAGAUGAAAGUCAUCUCCGAUGGCGGAAGUAUCGUGAACGUGGGCAGUGUAUGCAGCUCCUUCAGCUCACCGUACUAUGGAGCAUACAUCGCAUCCAAACAUGGAGCCGCCGGUUUGACCAAGGCAGCUGCAUUUGAGGGUGCUGCGAGAGGUAUUCGUGUGAACUCUCUCAAUCCGGGCACAAUCAACUCUGAAAUGACUAGCACCCCGUUCGAACUUCCUGGCGGUGGUACCUUCACGCCAACUGCGCAAACGAUUCCGCAACUGAUCAAGAGAAUGGCCGAACCAGAGGAGAUCGCCGCCUCCAUCUGUUUUCUGCUAGGGGACGAGAGCAAAUUUGUCACAAGAUCUGAAUGGAGGGUUGAUGGUGGCUGGCUGGAGGGAAGCUUGACUGGGUGA